Melanotaenia boesemani (Boeseman's rainbowfish) is the source of this 2015-nucleotide messenger RNA. RefSeq names its product aquaporin-11-like. Gene Ontology annotation, cellular component: cytoplasm; membrane. Gene Ontology annotation, molecular function: channel activity. Gene Ontology annotation, biological process: transmembrane transport. Lineage: Eukaryota; Metazoa; Chordata; Actinopteri; Atheriniformes; Melanotaeniidae. The transcript is spliced from 3 exons. The record is from RefSeq and is a predicted model, not a curated record. The coding region runs from base 230 to 1045 and encodes 271 amino acids.
GAAGUGUGUAGACACUGAAUUGGGACACAGCUUGCGCCUUUACUUCGAAGGCUGAGCAGAACUACUUCCGGUCUCGCAGUGAGCGGUUUGACGCUGUCGCGCGUUGAACAACUGGACUUUGACGCUGACAGGCAGGGAGCAGCAGAACUUAAAGUUGCCUUCAUAUCAAGAACGAUUUGUUCCUUACGGUCAAAGUGCCGCUGUGGGUCCAGAAAGCUGAACCGGGAACAUGACUGAGCUGUGGGUUUCCUUGGCUGUUCUGGCCGCCGCGGUGAUUCUCUGCGAGGCGACUCGACGAACAGCAGCUCGUCUUUUCCCGGGAGUUUAUUGGAUUUACCUGCUGGAAGCGGUGUCCACCUUUCAGCUCUGCUGCUGCACGCAUGAACUCAAAUUGCUGGGAGAAACGACCCGGCUGGAUCCGUCGGUCAGCUUAACCCUUACUUUCACCAUUACGGUUGUUCACUUAUUAACUUUCCGGGAAGCGACGUGUAACCCCGGCUCGGUUCUGGAGAGUGUUUGCCGCGGGACCACCAGCAUCAAGGCGGCCGUCGUUCUCAUUGCUUGUCACUUCGGAGCAGCGGUCGCAGCGCAGUUUUUCGCAGCCGCAGUGUGGUCGCUUGGUCUGUCCGACGUCCACAUCCGACACCAGAGGUUUGGGUUCAGAUGCUUCGACCCGUUAGGUGGGACUCUGAUGGAGGCUGCAGCCGUGGAGUUGGCCUGCGCGUUCACAGUCCAGGCUGCGGCCAUGCACGUCCACAAAUUGGAGGAAAAACUCAGAGCUCCCUUUAUAGCUGCAGUCGUCACAUUACUGGUCUACACAGGUGGAAGUAUUUCAGGAGCUGUUUUUAACCCAGCCUUGGCCUUCUCCAUCCAGUUCCCCUGCAGUGGCCACACUUACCUGGAGUACAGCUUUGUUUACUGGCUGGGACCUGUCUUAGGCAUGGCGAGCUGCAUCCUGCUGUUCGAGAAGAUCAUCCCUUUCCUUUCUGGGAAGAGCACCAUCGUUCUGGAUGGUCCCGCUGUCCAGAAACAAAAGACACAGUAGCAGCAGGAGGGAGGCUGUGUUGGUCUUUAAGGUUUACUGUAUAAAUCAGUUUUAUGUAGGACUGUGGGAAAAUCAAAAUACAUAAACCUGCUGCAGAACUUCUGUACUCCAGAUGGUGGAUCUUUAGGCUGCAGGGCGGUCCAGCAUGAACUGACAGGACGAGCUUUAUACCGUCUGUUCACCUCCGUGGCUUCAGCUCACUCUGGGUGAGCCAAUAAUUGAACAAUGGGUUGUAUACAGAGACUUUUCUUUGAUCUGAAAGGUCUGCUGUAGACUGGAUCUCAGUCCAGGACGACUCUCUUUAAGAUGGAUUGAAGAGAUAUAAAUAUAGACACAAUUUAAUAAAGUAAAGCUCAACUAAACUUUUAAUUUUCUCACUUUUUGCAUGGGGAAAUAUUAAUUAUAACAACUGUAAUUAUCAAAACAGGAAAAAAUGUAUAACUAUUAGGACAUUGUACUCAUAGGAUGAAAUCUGUGCGAGUGUUACCAUAGCAACGGUUUUACAAAACGUGAUGGAAAGCGCUGCCAGUAGACGAGCAUCCCGCGGUGUGCCAUAAGCAGUGGACAAACUAUACAGAGCGAUAUGUUUAUGGACUCUAUCAUUCUGUCUAGUCCACAAGUAUCAAUAAAACGUGUUUUUAUUUUAAUUUAUCUACAGUUUGUAGGACAUAGUUUACCGUUUCAUCAGAGCUCCUGGUGGAAAUUAGCUAGCUAACGAGACCAAGGUUUAAAGGCUGCCAGCUUUCCAGGACGAUAUUCUGUUGCUGGACUUUGUCCAGUUUAUUUAACCUUGUCAACAUCCAGUGGUUCCAACGAACUGAUGCACACAACAUAUGAAUGUGGGGUUUAAUGUUUGCCAAGCUUGCCUUUAACAGCCUAGAUUUACAGUAAAACUGCUUAUACAGUCGUUUUCUCCGUCAUUAUGCUAGGCUAGUGACCAGAAUACUGAAGACAUGAUUUCUCCAUAAAU